UACCAAGACUAGUUUGCCAAAGAUACUCACUAACGCGGCAUCUGUCGGAUUAGAGAAGCUGAGGAAAUACAAGUGAUUGGCAGACGGGAACUGAUUCUAUGUUCUUGGUACUGUAUUACACCCGGAAAUGCGCUCCAAAUGGUUUGAGACCCUCGGAACGACAUCAUGGGAACGAGAGGACCAUCGAGACAAGGCUGAAACCAUGUUCCGACACGUUGCGCUGGAUUACUUCCAAGAACAACUAACCUCACCAACUCCUGACCAGUCAUCCCUCAAUAAGCCGAAGCCACCUGCUAACGGGUUCUUGAGCCAGAUGUGUGCUGUUGACCUCUCAUUCAUUCCCACUUCACCUCGAGCAACUCAGGCCGAUUUGGAGGAUGAAAUAUCGCGUUAUCUCCGAUUUGAGGGAGGCGUUGGGAAAACACAGGAACCACUAGAAUGGUGGCAGUGUUUCUGUUGAGCGAACAUUCUCGAAAUCUCGUCACAUUUGCUCAGACUUAAGGGGUUCAUUGAAAGCUGAAACCAUUCAGAAGGCUCUUUUGGCGAAGGUCU
Messenger RNA from Lentinula edodes (shiitake mushroom), 552 nucleotides. RefSeq lists its product as uncharacterized. NCBI's taxonomy places the organism in Eukaryota, Fungi, Basidiomycota, Agaricomycetes, Agaricales, Omphalotaceae. The transcript is spliced from 3 exons. The record is from RefSeq and is a predicted model, not a curated record. The coding region runs from base 128 to 460 and encodes 110 amino acids.